Molecule: messenger RNA, 5329 nt
Organism: Chelmon rostratus (copperband butterflyfish)
Lineage: Eukaryota; Metazoa; Chordata; Actinopteri; Chaetodontiformes; Chaetodontidae
Product: anoctamin-9-like
Exons: 24
Coding region: 170-2512 (780 amino acids)
Biological process (GO): chloride transmembrane transport
Cellular component (GO): plasma membrane
Molecular function (GO): chloride channel activity
Source: RefSeq, a predicted model, not a curated record
AGUGGAGCGAGGAGAAGAGUCACUGAUGAGAUAAAUUUUAAUUUAUGAUUGGCUGAUUUUAAUAAUGCAGCGCUGUUAAUGAGGCCGGGCAGAGCUGCACGCGGGAACAUGUACUUCCUUGGAUGUAGUUUUCUCUGACCGACGCAGCAACACGGCUGGAACUUCCAACAUGUUCUUCAAGACUGUGGAGGAAAACAUUGAACUGUGGGACAGACAGAAGGACAGUUACGACACUGAGCCUUUACUUCCUUUAACGCCCACCCAGAGGACAUUUGACUAUGUCCUGGUGGCCGACAGGGUGGAUGAUGACAUGGACCAGAGGGUGCAGAGACAGACAGCCUUCAUCCAGCAGCUCGAAAAGAAAAACAUCACUGUCACCAGGAUCACCCACGAUGACAAAGUGUUUUUUGGCCUCCGUGCUCCGCAUGAGACUUUUGAAGACUACAAGUACCUACUCAAAGUCUCUGACUCCUGCAACUGGUGCGGAGAUGUGAGGGGCAGCGUCACCCAGGCUACCAGGAUCCGAAUUGUCAAUUUUAUCCUUCAUCAGACCUUCAUCAACACAGGAGAGAACCUGGAGGAACUGUUGAUGAAAGAUGUGUUUGAGACCGUGUUCUGCCUGCAUGAGAGAAAGAAGCAGAAACAGCUGAAGAAGAAGUGGGCUCGAUGGUCGGCUUUGUUUACAGGCCAACCAGUCAGCGAUGUCAAGUGUUACUUUGGAGAGAAGGUGGCUCUGUACUACCUGUGGCUUGGCUGGUACACCAAGCUGCUGGUUCCAGCUGCAGCUCUGGGUGUUGUAGUUUUUCUCUAUGGACUUGCCUUUUUCAACACCAACACUCUCAUUAAGGAAGUGUGUCAGUCCAACAUCAUCAUGUGUCCUCGAUGUGAUAAGAGGUGUACAGUGUGGCAUCUGUCAGACACAUGCACCUACGCUAAGGUCAGCCAUCUGUUUGACAAUGAGGGCACUGUGGCUUUUGCCAUGUUCAUGGCAGUCUGGGCCACUCUGUUCCUGGAGCUGUGGAAGAGACAUAGAGCCAGACAUGUUUCUAAGUGGAAGGUCUAUGACUGGUGUGAGGAGGAGGAGGAACUGAUUCUGGAAAUAGUGAAUGAUCCAAACUGUAAACCCAAACAGUUCAGACACUCCUACCUGCGCAGCGCUCUAGUCCUCAUUCUGGUAACACUCAUGUUGAUGCUGAUCAUUGGCCUCGCUCAUGCCCUGGUGGUGUUUCGAGUGGUGGCUGCCCCCUUGAUGUCUGAGGGCAGCUGGGAGUUUAUCAGGGACCAUGCCAACACUGUGGCUGUGAUGCUGGGAGCUGUGCUGCACUACCUCACCAUUCAGAUCAUGACCCGGGUAAACAGAUGGGUCUCCCUCAAGCUGUGUGAAAUAGAGAAGACUAACUCAUUCGCUGCCACAGAGAGGAGCUUCACAGUCAAGAUGUUCACCUUCCAGUUCUUCACUCUCUUCUCCUCCCUCUUCUAUGUGGCCUUCUUCCUGGGCAGGAUAAACGGCCAUCCAGGAGACUAUGUGCGUAUCGCCGGAUGCAGAAUGGAGGAGUGCCAUCCUAGUGGCUGUUUGACAGACCUCUUCAUCCAGAUGGCUGUUAUCAUGCUGCUCAAACAGACUCUCAACAACAUCUUUGAGUUUACUGUGCCCUGGUUGAAGAGCUGUCUGAGCAGAAACACGGCAAAAAAGCUGCAGAGGAAGUGCGGUCACUGUUACAGGAAGGCCUGCCGUGAUGAAGAGGGACGUGUUGAACCGUGUGACAUAUGCAAACUUCGGGACUGGCUACGUAACUACCACCUGGCCAACACUGACGCCUUCAGCCUCUUCAACGAGUUCCUGGAGAUGGUGGUCCAGUUCAGUUUCACCACCAUAUUCGUGGCAGCGUUCCCCCUUGCCCCCCUCCUGGCUCUCAUGAACAACAUCUUUGAGAUCCGUCUGGACGCCAUCAAGAUGGUCCGCCUGGAACGGCGGCUGGUUCCCAGGAAGACCAACGACAUCGGUGUGUGGACGAAGGUGUUGGAGGUCAUUGGUGUGUUGGCAGUGAUUGCUAAUGGUCUGGUCAUUGGCGUCUCAUCAGACUUCAUUCCACGGCUCGUCUUCCGUUACCAUUAUGGCCCCUGUGCUAACGGAAGCACUCACACAGACUGCAUGCAGGGCUACAUUAAUGACACUCUGUCCACGGCCUUGGUGACACACCCAGCGGUUAGACGGGACUUUCUUCCACAUCAAAUGGUCACAGACAAUGGCAUCAAUGUCACACAGUGUAGCUACAGAGACUACAGGAGUGAUGAGGACUACACACUGACUUCUCAGUUCUGGUUGGUCUUGGCUGUGCGCUUUGCCUUUGUCAUCCUCUUUGAGCACGUUGUGGUGGUGUGUAAGUUUGUAGCGGCUUGGUUUGUCCCCAAUAAUCCUAUUCAAGUGAAGAAUGAUCGGCUGCACGACAAACUGGCCCGGCUCAAAGAGGAGCUCCGUGAAAUGAAACGCACCAAAUCAACAGAGGUCUAACCUUCUACAGCUGACCUCAGAUAUCCUUACACUGUGGUCCUGGCUGGUUGAAAUGUCGAAGGGAAACAUGGUGUCUUGUUUUUAUAAUUUAUGUUUGCUGAUGGAGCACAAGGCUGGACUGUGGUAAACUGUAAUGUUGUGUGAGGUUUAUGUGUCAAGAUAUCACCAGACUUUAAUUUACUCCUGCUGACUUGUCGCCACACAACCAUCACACUACCCUUAGCACACCAGCUAACACUCACGUGAUGUUUUUAUAUUAAAAAUGUUUGAAGAUAUAUUAUUGUCAUUUAAUGUUGUUAUUAAGUUGUUGCUGUUCUUCUGAGACACAGGCUCAGUGAGUUCUCUUAAAGAAACAUUUUCCUGCCCAGCAUUAGAUGAGAAAAUCAAUAACUCCAAUAAACUCCACACUGAAUGUGUUCAGUCAGACAAAGGGUCUGUCCCAAUACCAACGCUUGGCCUUGAGCACUUACAUGCAAGUUCAUGCACCACAAAGUGUUAACAAGUGUGUCCCCUGUCAGAAAAAAAUGGAUAAACACUUCUAACACCACUUCAGAGAUCAGUGUAUCCCACAAUUCACUGUGGUUUCUUGCUCUUCACCAGUCCAGCUGUUGGUGGUGAGAAAUGCAUAAACUGGUUUUAGACCAACAACGAGAAACAUUUAGUUUAUGACAUGCUAGAUUCUGACUGAAUAUUAUUAUUAUUGCCCAAAAACGACACAGUUAGAACAGAACCUCCACCGAUUUAUUUUAUCACUUAACAGCAACAUCAUGUUUUUCUUCAAGGUUCAUGGUUCAGUUAUUGGUCAUUCUGCAGCACUGUUGCUGGGGUGGCUAUUCUCUUUUAAUGCCCUUUAGGCUCUGCACAAAUGAGAAUGACAAUGAUAUCAUUCAUCUGACACUGUCAGCAUAAAUAUUAAAUACCCCUUUAUCUGUAAUUGUGAGAAAUAUGUUCCAUUCAUAAAUGUGCUACCAGAGACCAUUAAAAUAGUAUUAUGUUGUUUUAUAUAAAAGUGAUUCUUCUAGAUUACUUGUAUUUCUCCUCUCAGCUCCCAAAUGUGCUUUUUUAUUUUUUUUUUACUGUCCAUCUAUAAUAAUGUAAGGUUGAUCCUAUAUUUGUUCCCACAAAGCAUAUGGCCAUGCAUUUGUAUUUGGUGAAGUCACUAGAUGUUCGUAUCAUCAAGUAUGUCCCAAUGAGCUCUGCAGCUGGAAAUUACACAAAUGAGUCUGAUGACAAGACUUGUUACUGCAGCCGCCUGUUGAUCAUCAAGAAAUUGUUCCAGCACACAACUCUGUACAACCAAACUGUUGUUUUUACAUUUCUGUUCAGAUCAGACAAACAAGAUAUAACAUGUUAAUCAGGAAGCUUUACUGGUGCUGGGCAGAGCCAGGCUAGCGGUUUCCCCCAGUUCCCAGUCUUCAUGCUAAGAUAAGCUAAUUACCACCCGACUCCAGCCCCAGCCCUGUGGUUAACACACAGACAUGAGGAUGAAUCAAUAUUCUGUCUGUGGAAUAUAGAACAUGUUCUGAGCUUUACAGAAUGAUGUUCUUCACUGUUUUUGGAUCAGAGCUCAGAGGAGGGCCAGGGUUGGGGUCUGGUUUGGUCGACGUGUGACGCUUGAUGUUCCUCAUUCUCCAGUCCAGUUUGUGUGGUAUGUCCCUCUACAUGUGCAUGACAAUAUGCAGUCAUCUAAACUUCACUACAUUUAAACCUCCUCUACCUCCUCUAAUGUGUUCAGUCACAGUAUAUCUGUCCUCUCACUCAUGGACUCAUUGAUGGGCUGAAGUUUGUGAAACAUCAUCUGAAACAAUCAUGAACUUUUAAGAGUGGAAAAACAUCUGGCCCACCUCUGUUUACGUAUUCCCCUCUUCAUCCUCAUUUCUUGUCAUUUCUGUGCUUUCAGUUUUACUAUAAAGACAGAAAUAUCCCCAAAAUAAAAAUGGUAAUAUAAAACCUUCUGCCUCCUGUUGUGACAUUUUAGUUCACAAUAUCUAUAGUGAAAGCAAAUUUAAAUCGAAUCUUUUUUCUUUCUUUUUUUUUUUUAAUCAACACAUUUUCAUCUUUAAAUUUUAAAUUUUGUUUUUAAUUUCAUGCAGGGGUGUGUUUCUGUGUUUGUCUUGGAAACUAAAGAAUCACCUUUUAGAUCUGGAUUUCAUUGAUGGUUCAGAUGAUGUGGUUUACUGAGCUGGGUCGGGUCUCAGAUGUGAUUCUCUUUCAUUCUACAGUCCGCAGACAGGUUAUCAUUUGUGUCUUUCAGCCAUCACAGUGUCACCAGGUUCAAAAACGUUUAAAACUGUUGGUUAACUAGUUAAGAGACGGUACCUUUGAAAAACUUAUAUUGCACUAUCAUUGUCAAUAUAGAAAAAAUAUACUAUAUGUCAUAAAACUAGACCACUGGCAUUUUGACAUGUAGGCUGCUGAGGCUGGGGAUCGAACCACCAACCUUCUGAUAAGGGGACGACCACCCUGCCUAUCUUAUGCAUUCUCUGUUUUCUAUUUCCAUCCUAUUUUUUUUUUUUUUUUGUCUUAUUUGUACUAUUAUCAAGUGGGUUUUAUUUUCCAUCUAAUUUUCCUUUAAUUUUCCACCUCUGAUUUCAUGCUCAUUCUGUUAUGCUAUGUGGUGCUAUACAAAUAAAGUUUAUUAUUACUUGUAAUGCUAAUAUGAUACUUACUUAUGCUCUUUUAUCAUGUGAUUGUGUUUAUUUGUUCUUUACACACCUCAUUUGUGAUGGUAACUCAUGCACAUACACACAAAAUUAAAUUCUAUGUUGAUUUUAUUUUCCUUCUAUUGCUAACAAAUGUUUUAAAAGUACUGACAAU